CUUCAUGCACGUACUACAUCAGCACGAUAACAAUUAUUUACUCGUUCUGCAGAUUGGUCUUUGAGCCGUAAGUAAGAAUGUCUGGAGCUGAGUAUUUGAGACAGUUUGUCAGCCAGCGACUAACUGCUGCCGCUGAAGAAAUAUUCGGAGCUUUUGAGAAAACUGUCGUUGAGUACGAGGAAGAGAUCGACCGUCAGCGCAAACUGUUGGAUAUCGUCUGGAAACCGGAAAUAAAGUUACACAGGAUAGAGCUUCCACAGCAACAUGUCUGUAAGGAGGAGGAGGUUGUUGCUGACCAGCAGCUCUGUAUUAAGGAGAGGAACUCCAGUCUGGACCAGGAGGACCCAGAUCCUCCACAGAUCAAAGAGGAACAGCAGGAACUCUGUACCAGUCAGGAAGGAGAGCAGCCUGCACUGAAGCAGGUGACUUAUACCUUACUGUUGACUCCUAUUAAUGAGGAAAGUGACCACAGUGAAGAUCAGACUGUGAGCCUCCAUAUCGAUGAAACUCAGAGUGUGGUGGAGGAGAAACCUGCAGAGAGCCAAGAUCAGAAAGGAGGCCAGCAUGGGGACUCAGGAUCAACCAGAAAUGCAGAACCAGAAGCCAAGAAGACCCAGGAUGAACACAUAAGUCACUGUAGUGAUGUAAACAACACUGAGAUUCCCCCUGAAACUCACACAGGUAAAAAGUCCAUCAGUUGUGAGACAUGUGGAAAAUGUUUUAAGUAUAAUUCAUUAUUGCAGAAACACAGUAGGGUCCACACAGGUGAGAAGCCGUUUUCUUGCAAAAUCUGUGGGAAAGAUUUUACAAGUAAUAGUUACUUGAGAGUCCACAUAAGAACCCACACAGGUGAGAAGCCGUACGUUUGCAAGAUAUGCGGGAGAGGUUUCAAUCAUACAUCAAUAUUAACAAGUCAUAUAAGAACACACACAGGGGAAAGGCCGUACCUUUGCAAAACCUGCGGGAAAACAUUCAGUAAGCUGUCAACACUGACCAGUCAUACAAGAAUUCACACAGGCGAGAGGCCAUAUUCUUGCCAAACCUGCGGGAAAGGUUUCACAACUAGCAGUUACUUGGUAGUCCACAUGAGAACCCACACAGGUGAGAGGCCGUACCUUUGCAAGACCUGUGGGAAAAGAUAUCGUAAUGUAUCAACAUUGAAAUGUCAUAUGAAAACCCACACAGGGGAGAAACCAUAUACUUGCAGAACAUGUGGGAAAUGUUUCAGAACUAGCAGUUACUUGAAAGGCCACAUAAGGACCCACACAGGUGAGAAGCCGUACGUUUGCAAGAUCUGCGGGAAAAGAUUCUGCGACAUUUCAACAAUGAUAAGGCACAAGACAACCCACACAGAUGAGAAGCCGCACAUUUGUAAAACAUGUGGGAAAGGAUUUAAACGUAAUGAUAGAUUGACUAGCCACAUUAGAAAAGCACACACAGGUGAGAAGCCGUAUGUUUGCAAGUCCUGUGGGAAAACAUUCUGUGACAGUUCUCCAUUGAUAAGGCAUUUAAGGGUGCAUACAGACGAGAAGCUUUCUGUUUGAACCAUAGAAUGUGUAAAUCAUGCAUGUAGUCACCGUGACAUCACCCAUUGUUUUGUGAACUGCCUUUUUGAUGCAUCGGGUUUGGCAUUACGGCUGUCGUCAUCUUGCUUUACGUUCAUUUGAAUCAUUGUUUUUUGAAACGGGAAGGGACCAUAUUUGGACU
Centropristis striata (black sea bass) is the source of this 1707-nucleotide messenger RNA. RefSeq names its product zinc finger protein 121-like. The transcript has 2 exons. Bases 78 to 1544 code for a protein of 488 amino acids. NCBI's taxonomy places the organism in Eukaryota, Metazoa, Chordata, Actinopteri, Perciformes, Serranidae. The record is from RefSeq and is a predicted model, not a curated record.